AAAGAAGGAAUAACAUACGAAUACGAUAGAAUACCUCAACAGAUAUAUCUAUUUAAACUAGCAAUAAUAUCAAUAAUCAACACGAUAAUUGAAUCAAAACAUCUCAAUAAUAUAAUUGAAGAAAAAGAUAUUGGAAGAAUAUUUAACUUCAAACGAGAAACUAUCUCAUUAUAUCAAUUUUAUGAAAUACAAUUUCACCCUUAUAUAAGACAACUACUUUACCAAGUAAGACAGUGUUUGACUUAUAACAAUUUAAAAGAAUUGAUUGAAAUACUUACAAACGAUAAUCAACAACUAGAAGAAAAGAAUAUUCUGACAUUUGAACAACAAAUUGAACAACUUAACCAAACCAAAAAAAAAUAUUACCAAGACUACGAUAUUGCAGAAAAACAAAGAGAAUUUUUACGGAACUUAAUCCAGAAAACAGUAAACCAAAAGCUAUACGAAAUAUCUGAAGAAGCCAAAACAGAAGAAAUAAAUAAAUAA
Messenger RNA from Racocetra persica, 486 nucleotides. Lineage: Eukaryota; Fungi; Glomeromycota; Glomeromycetes; Diversisporales; Gigasporaceae. The record is from the annotation of a GenBank genome assembly.